UUAAAUGUCACCCAAGCAACUACCUUGAUGAUUGAUCCAUUAUAUAAAAGCGUGCAAGCCCCAAUACCACCAUCAGUACAAUUCUUGGACUAUUAACAACAGAACAAGUGGAAGACGCUCAAAUAAUCAGUCAUCAUGUUCAAACUGGCUGUAUUCUCCGUUCUUGUGGCUGUAGCUAUUGCCAAGCCAAGUGUAUACUACUCUUCGCCUUUGGCAUACUCUGCUCCUGUUGUUGCAGCUCCAUCUUCGGUCAGCAGUCAUAGUAAAACUGAUUACCACAACGAAAACUCCCACAGUGUCGUUGGAGGAGGUGUUGCUGCUGUUGCUGCCGAGCCAGUUGUUGCUUCUGUUGGAGCUGUACCAGAUCCCUCGACUGAUCAACAAUACCCUAUCGAGAUCCAUUCUGCUCCUUUAGUAGUACCACCACUGUCUUCCUUUAGUAACUACAGCAGGACAGAGUCUAGUAACGAAUACUCUCAAUCAGAAAGUGUUAUUGAUCCUGCGGCACCUCUAACUAGUAGUUUAGUUUCAGAACAGCUACCAGUUGUCGAAAUCAAAAGUCCAAAUUAUGUAGCCAAUGUUCCUGAAAUUGCUGUUUCCUCAUCAUCAUCUCCUGCAUCCUUAAAUUAUUUACCUCCUGUUCCCCAGAACAUAGCGGUUCCCAACGUUUACAUAAAUAAUGAAGCAAUUGCUAACGCUGUCGAAAUAACUCCAGAAACAACUACAGAUGAGUCUGUUAUUGUCCCUUCCAGUACACCACCCUUGGCAAUUGCAGAAUUUCUUCCUUCUUUACCAGAAAGUAUAGAACAAAGUUCUGAAUCAGUUACAGUUAACGAAGUUUCAACUGAAAAUUCAGUAUUGAAAGAAACUGUUGAUAUUGUUGAACCCACUGUUACAGUAAUCGAAGAUUUAGGAAUAGAACAAAUUACUACAACUGUCAAUCCUGUCGUUAUUGAAAGUGGUUAUGGCAAAACAGCCGAAACUGCUAAUGUGACGUUUUCUGCCACCUCUUUUAAUACUCCCACCCCCUCGUUAGUGCCAGCCUAUGGCACCCAAAACGAUUUAGUUGACGUUAACAUCAAUGUUUCACAAUCACCCGUUAAUGAGGUUGUCGUCGACUCAUUUGUAUUAAAUGAACCUUUACGUCCACUGCAAAACGUUCAAAGUAAAAUCGAAGAUAUAAAUGGGGAUUCUUCUUCCUUAGCACAUACUACAAAGACAGUUGCCGCUGAUUAUAGUUUACCCCAAGAUGUUCCCUCUGGUUACGUACCCUACGAACCACAAUCUUCGAAGUUUCUUUCUGCCUCCUUGAUUGAAAACAAGAGUGAACAUUCUCAUUUCUUAGUACAAACUCCCAAGACAGUUAUCACUGAUUACAAUUUACCACAAGAUGGGCCUUCUGUUUACAUAUCUUAUAUCAGCGAUAACGAGCCACAGAAUAAUUCUUCUGUUAGCUCUUUCCCUGCCUCUUUUAUUGAUAGCUACACUGAAAUAGAAAAACAGGUAGUCCUUCCCUCUAGUGUUACUUUUGAUUUGGUAUCACGACCACAGUCCUUUAUACCUGUUGAAGCAGCUUCUGAACCAUCUAAAGUUUUAAUUUCGGCGGAAUACGUUCCCAGUUCUCCAUCAGAGGUUUCACAGUAUAUAAAUAUCAUAUCUUCUACUCCAUUACCUGACACUCAAAAUGAUAAACAUAUAAUUUCGACAAUUGACGCUGACGUAAAGAAUCUGGAGGAACGUCUCCAACAAACAUUUCCUGAUGUGGUCUCUGUUGAAGCCGACAACUCAGCAGUAAAUAUUGUCCCUCCGAGUAAAUACAUAACUUCGAAAAUUGAUACCGAUGUAAAUAAUUUAAAGGAAAGUCUGAAACAAACAUUUCCUGAUGUAGUUUCUGAUCAAGUUGACAACUCAGCAGUAAAUUUAGUUCCUUCAGUAGUGUCUACAGUUCCUUCCAUAAUAAGUUCUAGUAAAACUAAUUACGGACACGAAGUUUCUCAACAUUGGAUCGGAACUCCUGCCACACCAGUUCAGUUAGGUGAACCGAUCCUUGAUUCGUCCCUUAUACAAUCGCCUGUAUCGUUUAAAACAUUCAAUAGAAUUAACUGUACCGAUGAAACGCAUCAAUCUGUAAGUCCUCUCGUUGAAAAUGUAGAUCUUACGUUACUGUCGCAUGAUUCUGUACCAGUUUCUAUUCCCGUUUCUUCUUUAUCAAGUUACAAUAAAACAGAUUACAGUAACGAAACUUCCUUCACUUUCACUCCCCUCGGUGCCGUGGCUUCAAAUGUUGCAGAUACAUCAUUCGGUCCUGCUUCAGUUGCUUACUCUUCUCCAGUAGAAGUUGCACCUGGCUCUUCAGUAAGUAGCAGUUCUAGAACUGAUUAUCACCACGAGGCAUCCCGUACAGAUGUUGGUGCUGGUGCCGUAGCAGUUGAUCAACCAGUAGUGGCUGCUUAUAGAGCCGCACCAGUUGCAUAUUCAUCUGCGCCGGUGGCGGUUGCAGGUUCCCCUGCUGCGUCAGUAAGUAGCCAUACAAAGACUGAUUAUCACCACGAAAACUCUCAACAUGCAGUUGGGGCUGGUGCCCCUGUUGCCGCCGUGAGAGCAUCACCAGUGGUCUAUUCGGCUGCCCCAGUUGCUUACUCAGCAGCUCCAGCAGCGGUAGCAGCGUCUCCCGCUUCCUCUGUAAGUAGCCACACCAAGACUGAUUACCAUCAUGAAGAUUCUCGCCACCAACAACUCGGAUCUGGUGCUGCGGUUGCUGCCGUGCGGGCUUCACCAGUUGCUUACUCUGCACCAGCCGUAGCUUACUCUGCACCAGCUGUCACUUACUCAGCCCCAGCUGUAGCGUACUCUGCCCCAGCCGUAGCAUACUCUGCUCCAGCUGUAUCUUACUCCAGCCCCGUAGUUGUUCGUAAAGUUGCUGUGGCUGCCCCUUCAUAUCUGAAUGAAGUAUCUUACACUCCUUCCGUCUACGCCCGUCGUGUAUACUCGUCUCCGGCUGUCGCCUACGCUUCAAGCCCAUACGUAUCGUACUCGUCUCCGGUAGCAUACGCUGCAGGCCCAGCAUCUUCCUCAUCUUCCAGCAUAAGAACCGGUGGCUAUCACCAUGAAGAUCAUCAACAAAACGUUUACUAAACGUCUAUUAACAACGAAUGUGCAGAACGAUGACGAAUUGGUACACUCCUGCUAAACCGGAAGUGUAUAUCUUUUAGAAUUAGUUGCUCAUUAAAAAUAAACAUUUUUAAUGUAACUGCCACUUUAUUUGAAUUACAAAAUAUUGUUUCUUAUACAGAAAAUUAAAUGUAUCUAUAAUUUAAAAUCGUGAAAUAGACUAAUGAUUAUCUGUA
Molecule: messenger RNA, 3347 nt
Organism: Agrilus planipennis (emerald ash borer)
Lineage: Eukaryota; Metazoa; Arthropoda; Insecta; Coleoptera; Buprestidae
Product: cuticle protein
Exons: 7
Coding region: 136-3135 (999 amino acids)
Source: RefSeq, a predicted model, not a curated record